UCACUUUGCAGCCGUUUUAAAACACACUUUUCUCUUUUCUUCUUGAUUACAGUCAUAUAUUGUCAUUAUGUACGAUCAGGAUGAAGAUCCCAUCGAUGAUGAGGAUGCCGAGGAAAUCUCCUCUGAGCUCUGGCAGGAAGCCUGUUGGAUUGUUAUCAACGCAUAUUUCGACGAGAAAGGUCUCGUGCGGCAGCAACUCGAUUCCUUUGAUGAGUUUAUUCAAAUGUCAGUACAGAGGAUUGUGGAGGAUUCCCCCGCAAUCGACCUCCAAGCAGAAGCACAGCACUCUUCUGGGGAGGUGGAAAACCCACCUCGCUACGUGCUCAAGUUUGAACAGAUUUACCUCUCCAAACCCACCCAUUGGGAAAAAGAUGGUGCCCCGACAGCUAUGAUGCCCAACGAAGCCAGGCUCAGGAACCUCACAUACUCUGCCCCGUUGUACGUGGACAUCACAAAAACGGUACACAAAGAGGGUGAAGAACAGGUUGAAACCCAGCACCAAAAGACGUUCAUUGGCAAAAUUCCAAUCAUGUUGAGAUCGACUUACUGCCUUUUGAACGGGAUGAACGAUCGUGAUUUAUGCGAGCUCAAUGAAUGCCCGCUCGAUCCUGGUGGCUACUUCAUCAUCAACGGUUCGGAAAAAGUGCUGAUUGCCCAAGAGAAGAUGGCCACCAACACUGUUUACGUCUUCAGCAUGAAAGACGGCAAGUUUGCUUACAAGACGGAAAUCCGUUCUUGCCUGGAGCACUCGUCUCGACCGACGUCUACAUUGUACGUCAACAUGUUGGCUCGCGGUGGUCAGGGAAUCAAGAAAUCUGCCAUCGGCCAACGUAUCAUCGCCAUUUUGCCCUACAUCAAACAGGAAAUCCCCAUCAUGAUUGUUUUCCGUGCUUUGGGUUUCGUUGCCGAUCGCGAUAUCCUCGAGCACAUCAUUUACGAUUUCGAAGAUCCCGAAAUGAUGGAAAUGGUGAAACCAUCGCUAGAUGAAGCUUUCGUCAUCCAGGAGCAGAAUGUCGCCCUGAACUUUAUUGGAGCUCGCGGUGCCCGGCCCGGUGUGACGAAAGAGAAACGUAUCAAGUACGCCCGUGAAAUCCUCCAGAAGGAAAUGUUGCCUCACGUCGGCGUCUCUGACUUUUGCGAGACGAAGAAAGCCUAUUUCCUCGGCUACAUGGUUCACCGUCUGCUGCUGGCUGCGUUGGGACGUCGCGAGUUGGACGAUCGAGAUCAUUACGGCAAUAAACGCUUGGAUCUGGCCGGCCCGUUGAUGGCCUUCCUCUUCCGAGCCCUUUUCAAAACUUUGAUGAAAGAAGUUCGAAUGUACGCGCAGAAGUUUAUCGACCGAGGGAAGGAUUUCAACUUGGAGCUGGCCAUCAAGACGCGCAUCAUUACCGACGGCCUUCGUUAUUCGCUGGCCACGGGCAAUUGGGGCGACCAGAAAAAGGCUCAUCAAGCCCGUGCCGGCGUCUCUCAGGUGUUGAAUCGGCUCACGUUCGCUUCUACCUUGUCGCAUUUACGUCGCGUCAAUUCGCCCAUCGGUCGUGACGGCAAACUCGCCAAACCUCGUCAGUUGCACAAUACGCUGUGGGGCAUGGUCUGCCCGGCCGAGACACCCGAAGGAGCCGCCGUCGGCCUGGUGAAGAAUUUGGCUCUGAUGGCCUACAUUUCCGUCGGUUCUCAGCCGUCGCCCAUCCUCGAGUUUUUGGAAGAGUGGUCGAUGGAAAAUUUGGAGGAAAUUGCCCCGUCGGCCAUUGCCGAUGCCACCAAAAUCUUCGUCAACGGCUGUUGGGUUGGCAUCCAUCGAGAUCCGGAGCAGCUGAUGGCCACUCUGCGUAAACUGCGUCGUCAAAUGGACAUUAUCGUCUCUGAAGUGUCGAUGGUGCGCGACAUUCAAGAUCGCGAGAUCCGCAUUUACACUGACGCCGGCCGUAUCUGUCGUCCGCUCCUGAUCGUCGAGAACUGCAAGCUGUUGCUGAAGAAGCGCCACGUCGACAUGUUGAAACAGCGCGAGUACAUUAACUUUAGCUGGCAGGAAUUGGUGGCGACGGGCGUCGUCGAGUACAUCGACACUUUGGAAGAGGAGACGGCCAUGAUUGCCAUGUCGCCCGAAGAUUUACGUCAGGGCAAAGAUGCUUAUUGUACGACGUACACUCAUUGCGAAAUUCAUCCGGCCAUGAUUUUGGGCGUCUGCGCCUCCAUUAUUCCCUUCCCCGAUCACAACCAGUCGCCUCGUAACACUUACCAGAGCGCCAUGGGUAAGCAAGCCAUGGGAGUCUACAUCACUAAUUUCCACGUCCGGAUGGACACGCUGGCCCACGUGCUCCAGUACCCGCAGAAACCUCUGGUCACGACCCGAUCCAUGGAGUACCUUCGCUUCCGAGAGUUGCCGGCCGGCAUCAAUUCUGUUGUGGCCAUUCUCAGUUACACUGGUUACAACCAGGAAGAUUCCGUCAUCAUGAACGCUUCGGCCGUCGACCGCGGCUUCUUCCGCUCCGUCUUUUUCCGAUCUUAUAAAGAUCAGGAGUCGAAACGAUCGGCCGAUCAAGAAGAAACGUUUGAAAAGCCAUUCAGAGAUCAUUGCCAGGGCAUGAGGAACGCUAUUUACGAGAAGCUGGACGAUGACGGCAUCAUCGCUCCGGGACUUCGAGUCUCUGGCGAUGACGUGGUCAUCGGCAAGACGAUCACGUUGCCGGAGAACGACGACGACCUGGAGAGUACGACGAAAAAGUUUUCGAAACGAGACGCCUCGACUUUCCUCCGCCAUUCCGAGACGGGCAUCGUCGACCAAGUGAUGUUGACGUUGAACUCUGAAGGCAACAAGUUUUGCAAGAUCCGCGUCCGCUCGGUGCGCAUCCCGCAGAUCGGCGACAAGUUCGCCUCGCGCCACGGCCAGAAAGGUACGUGCGGGAUCCAGUACCGCCAAGAAGACAUGCCCUUCACCUGCGAGGGUCUGACGCCGGACAUUAUCAUCAACCCGCACGCCAUUCCGUCUCGUAUGACGAUCGGUCACUUGAUUGAAUGCCUCCAGGGCAAAGUCUCGUCGAACAAGGGCGAAAUCGGCGACGCGACUCCGUUCAACGACGCCGUCAACGUCCAGAAGAUUUCGAACCUCUUGCAAGAGUACGGCUACCACCUGAGAGGCAACGAGGUCCUCUACAACGGGCACACGGGCCGCAAGUUGAACGCCCAGGUCUUUCUCGGCCCGACUUAUUACCAGCGUUUGAAGCACAUGGUGGACGACAAGAUUCACUCUCGAGCCCGCGGUCCGGUCCAGAUCCUCGUCCGCCAGCCGAUGGAAGGUCGCGCCCGUGACGGCGGUUUGCGUUUCGGUGAGAUGGAGCGCGAUUGUCAGAUCGCUCACGGUGCGGCCCAGUUUCUGCGCGAGCGUCUCUUUGAAGUCUCUGACCCGUACCGGAUCCACGUCUGCAACCUGUGCGGCAUCAUCGCCGUGGCCAAUUUGCGCAACAACACGUUCGAGUGCAAGGGCUGCAAGAACAAGACGCAAAUAUCCCAAGUGCGGCUUCCUUACGCGGCCAAACUCCUGUUCCAGGAACUGAUGUCGAUGAACAUUGCUCCCCGUUUGAUGGUCACUUGAAUGCCUCAUUAAACCCCUCUUUCUCUCUGGGUACCCUAUGAUUGAUGUAUUUCUCCCUAUCGCCUGUCGGUUUUGAUAAUUAUCGACUCGAAUUUACCGAAUAAAAUCGAUAGAUGCAGUGAAA
This is a messenger RNA of Daphnia carinata, 3716 nucleotides long. RefSeq names its product DNA-directed RNA polymerase II subunit RPB2 (gene RpII140). Lineage: Eukaryota; Metazoa; Arthropoda; Branchiopoda; Diplostraca; Daphniidae. The transcript has 5 exons. Gene Ontology annotation, cellular component: RNA polymerase II, core complex. Gene Ontology annotation, biological process: DNA-templated transcription. The coding region runs from base 68 to 3592 and encodes 1174 amino acids. The record is from RefSeq and is a predicted model, not a curated record. Gene Ontology annotation, molecular function: DNA-directed RNA polymerase activity; DNA binding; ribonucleoside binding.